AUGUCUGUGCCGAGGACCAGAGGAAUUCCCCCUCUCCCUGCCUCGCCUCCCCCGUCUUUCCUCCCAUCCUCAUCGUCCUCCUGCAGUUUUUUCUCCCUCCUUCUCUCCCUCUCUCUCUCCCUCUCUCUCUUUCUGUCCUCUUCGUCGGCACAGCAGACCGUGCCUGUCAUCUCCACGGCGCAGGGCCGCAUCCGUGGCGUCCUGACCCCGCUGCCCUCUGACCUCCUGGGGCCCGUCAUCCAGUACUUGGGAGUGCCUUACGCCAGGCCACCUACUGGGGACCGGCGCUUCCAGGCCCCCGAGCCUCCGCUACCGUGGCCAGGAAUACGUAACGUGACGCAGUUUGCCCCCGUGUGCCCGCAGUCGCUGGACGAGAGGAGCAUGCUGGGAGACAUGAUGCCAUCCUGGCUCACGGCUAACCUGGAUAUAGCGGCGACGUACCUCACUCACCAGAGCGAGGAUUGUCUCUACCUCAACAUCUACGUGCCCACUGAGGAAGACAUCCAUGAGGAGGGGGGUCAGCGGCCGGUGAUGGUCUAUGUCCACGGUGGCUCGUACACAGAAGGCACCGGAAACAUGAUGGAUGGCAGCGUGCUGGCAAGCUAUGGAAACGUCAUUGUCAUAACCCUCAACUACCGCCUCGGAGUACUGGGGUUUCUGAGUACUGGAGACCAGGCGGCGAAAGGGAACUAUGGGCUGCUGGACCAGAUCCAGGCUCUGCGCUGGGUCAAGGAGAACAUCGCGGCCUUCGGUGGAGACCCAGACAGGGUCACUGUGUUCGGCUCCGGGGCCGGGGCCUCCUGUGUCAGCCUGCUCACCUUGUCUCACUACUCUGAAGACCUGUUCCAUAGGGCCAUCAUCCAGAGUGGCAGCGCUUUAGCCAGCUGGGCUGUCAACUACCAGCCCAGCAAGUACGCCCGGCAGCUGGGCGAGAGGGUGGGAUGUGGCAUUGACGACAGCACCCAAUUGGUCGCCUGCCUCCAGGGCCGGAGUUACCGCGAACUUGUGGAACAGACCAUAACGCCGGCCAAAUACCACACGGCUUUUGCCCCAGUGAUCGACGGCGAUGUUAUACCGGACGACCCGCAGAUCCUGAUGGAGCAGGGAGAGUUUCUGAACUAUGACGUAAUGCUGGGGGUCAACCAGGGUGAGGGGGUGAAGUUUGUUGAAGGCAUUGUGGACUCAGAGGACGGGGUCACCGCCGAGGACUUUGACUUUGCCGUUUCAGACUUUGUGGAUAGUUUGUAUGGAUACCCAGAAGGCCGAGACACACUGAGAGAAAGUAUAAGGUUCAUGUACACGGACUGGGCCGAUCGUGACAACGCAGAAACGCGGCGGAAGACUCUCGUAGCACUGUUCACAGACCACCAAUGGGUGGCGCCGGCAGUUGCCACCGCUGACCUCCACGCUCAGUACGGAUCACCCACCUACUUCUACUCCUUCUACCACCACUGCCAGAGUGACGCCACGCCUCCCUGGGCCGACUCCGCCCAUGGCGACGAGGUGCCCUAUGUGUUUGGUGUGCCCAUGGUGGGACCCACUGAUCUGUUCAACUGUAACUUUUCAAAGAACGACGUGAUGCUGAGCGCCGUCGUCAUGACUUACUGGACCAACUUUGCCAAGACUGGUGACCCAAACCAGCCGGUACCUCAAGAUACCAAGUUCAUCCACACAAAGCCCAAUCGCUUCGAGGAAGUGGCCUGGUCCAAGUACACCCCGAAAGAGCAGCUGUACCUGCACAUUGGCCUCAAGCCCCGGGUCAGAGACCACUACCGCGCCACCAAGAUCUCUUUCUGGCUGCAGCUGGUUCCUCACUUGCAUCACGUCAACGAGCUCCUCCAGUCGGUGUCCUCCUUCACACACAGUCCCUCUCCGCAGGACGACACCCCUUUUUCUUACACCAAGCGUCUGUCCAAAGGCUGGCCUCCCAGUAGUACGCGCCACCCAGGGUCACAAGGAGGCACGCCGCAGCCCCCUGAGCCGGCGUUGGGCCAAGACGGAGAGGAAAAUGGAGUUCGCGUCCCGAAUGAGGACUAUUCAACUGAACUGUCGGUGACCAUCGCGGUGGGAGCGUCACUCUUGUUUCUUAACAUCCUGGCAUUUGCGGCUCUGCUGUACAAGAAAGACAAGAGGCGUCUGGAGCAUCGCAGGCCACGUCCACUUCCUCCCCCGAGACGUGACAUCACACCUGCAGACGUUGCUGCUCACCUGCAAGGAGAAGGACUGAUGUCGCUACAGGUGAAGCAGUUGGAGUGCGAUGUGGCAUCAGCAGACGAGAGGAACAACACUCACCACCAUCACACUCUAGACACCCUGGACGCCCUGGACGGCUUGGACACCCAGGACAUCUACAGCACGCUGGACACCGUGCGCCUCACCUGCCCGCCUGACUACACCCUCACCCUGCGCCGCUCGCCCGACGACGUCCCCCUCAUGACCUCCCUGACCCCGGGAUCACUACCGGUGACCCCUGGGUCACACCCAGUUACCCCUGCAACACCUAUGACCCCCAUGACCCCCGGAUCAGUGGUGGGGAUGAGGCUGGGGCACCCGCACCAGGGAUACACACACCAUAGCCCAUAUAGUAAUACACACCUGCCGCACACACACAUCGCCGCGCACACACACUCCACCACGCGUGUAUAACCGCCGCAAAAUACUCACACAUUCAGAGACACAGAAGCCACACACACUCAUACUAACACACACACAUGCACACACACACACACACACACACACACACACACACACACACACACACACGCAGACACACAUACACAACAAAAGACUUAAAUACCUCUACUAAUUACCCUGCAGGAUUGUUACAGUCGGAGUGACAGAGAGACAUUAUCAGUAACAGGAUGGAAAGACAGACAGCUGUGUGUUGCAUGUCGGGGAACUGAAAACGGAGCGGAUCUCGGAAGUUGCAGUUCUGCGCAUCGUUUUGCUCACCAGUCGGUGCGAGACCAAGGCAGGCAUCAAAUGUCUAAAAACUAACUUGCUUUGGAAUUUCAAUCUUCUGCUUUUUCUACAUCUGAAGAGGAGGACUGGCAUGGGAAAAGGGUCAGUUCUGGGUCACUUUACACCUCCUACCUGGACUGCAGAAUCGAGCAGAGCUGGGAGUGAACCGAGCAGAUGCAGAUGCAGAACUGAGCUGAGAAGUACCACACACAGACUGCUGAUGUCAACUUGAACAACCUGUGAAAUGUGAAUGUAGCAUUUUUCCAUUUAAAGAUCAAAGGCCCUAUCUGCCAAGGAUCAAACUAAGCUGAAGAGGAAGUAACACAUUUUAGAGAGAGAUGGAUGUGAAAACAGAGAGAGGGGAAGAGGGGAUUAAAAUAACAGCAUGUGUGAGAGGAAAACUUAGUCAGACGGUGGGAAAGAGAUUAAGAUUUUAUUGAGAGGGAUUUAACAGCUGUGAGAGUGAGGAGAAAAAGUGAGAUAGAGUGAUAUGGAAAACACAGGAAAAGAGACGGAGCCAAGGGAGAGAAAUUCGAUUUGGAAGAAGAAAGGGCCUCAGAGGCAGUUGCCAGACUUACUGAAGAAUCACUCUAACCAGCUAUGUGUUCAACUCUUGUAAAUAGAAUGGAAAGAUAAAGAUGAUAUAUUAUGAUUUAUAGCAUUUACUGCUCUUGCAUUAAAACAUGACUUAUUUAACCACAUUAUUGCUUUCAUUUCAGAUAUUACUGUAUUAAUGUAUAGACGUCCUGAAGCAAGGCUGGUAGUCUUUCUAUCUCACCCACUGUAGUAUGUACACAGUACCUUUAUUUAAAGGCUAUAUUCGCUAUGCACAGUCAUUUCUAUAAUUCUAAAGUAUGUAAGCAUCUAGGUACUUGUUUAGAUCUCGAAGUUGAACUAUAGGACAUUUUUUUCACACCAUCCUGUCUGUUUGUUUGACCACUGGAUGAAGAGCUAGUACUGUGUAGAUAAUGCAAUAUUGGUUUGAUGAUUGAACACCAGCCAAAAACCAUGACCCUUAACCCAUCACACCUAAUCUUUCCCUUUGCCCUUUCCCCACUGUUCCUACAAGUCUUUUUAUUUCUCCCUACCUGAACGAAAAACGCCUUACCUGUAAUCCCUGAAAACUUCAACCUUAAUCUUUGGUCUGUGCAAGAAGGGUUAAAGGUGGUAAUGAUUCAGGGGGUCCCAAGCUGCAGAGGGGUUAGGGUUAGCCCCUGCCUGAACUGCCUAAUCUUGACUUUGUCCCGUUCAGAAGUAUUAAUAGAAAGACUUUGGCCAAGUUGUUCUAAUAGAUGCGCUGUGUUGCCACUCCCUUCUGUGAAAUUUAAAAAUAGCAAUGCCCUCUACCACAUCGCCGUCGUGAAAUGCCCAACAUUCUCAAAGUGAAAUGGCAUGGCCAAAGCCAUGUGGUGGGGUUGUGGUGCUAACAUGGCUGCCCCUGAGAGGCACAACGGUCAAAUUCUGUUUAUGUGUUGGCUUUUAACUCUUAACCCUGAUUGUCACCGCCAUAAGGCCAAAAACCCAGAUGCUAACCCACCUGCCAGCCAACCAGCCAACCAGUCACUAACUCUUGUACCUUGAUCCUAACCACUAUCUUAACCAAAACCCCCCAAAUCCUAAUCCUGCUGUUGUACCUGUCCUAUAUCUUGUUUUACACCUUUUUCCUCUGGUUUCUUCACCCUAACCCGAGCCCCUUCCUACCCCACUUGGCCUUCUUCUAGCCUCGUCUGUGCCGCUCUCUAGCAGACACAUGCAGUUUUGCCAUAGCGAGGCCUAUUUAACCUCUUCUCAUCCUAAGUAACUUCUUCAUGAGAUAUUUCAGUUGAUUGUUUGUCAACAGAAUACAUGAUUAAGAAAGCCAAACAAUUGUGGAUGGCAAGCAAUGAACUUUUACAAAAUGAUGUUAAAAAAAAAAAAAAAAAAACUUUAGCGGAUGUUUGAUUGAUUAUUAUUGAUUAUUAUUUUCAUAUGGGUUUAUUGACUCAGCGGAUGGCUGGAUUGUGUCAAGCAUAAAACAUUUCUGCUGCAUUUUUGAAAAAUAAAAAUAUCAGUAUUUUACAAUUUA
Molecule: messenger RNA, 5026 nt
Organism: Myripristis murdjan (pinecone soldierfish)
Lineage: Eukaryota; Metazoa; Chordata; Actinopteri; Holocentriformes; Holocentridae
Product: neuroligin-4, X-linked-like
Exons: 8
Coding region: 1-2646 (881 amino acids)
Cellular component (GO): membrane
Molecular function (GO): neurexin family protein binding
Source: RefSeq, a predicted model, not a curated record